AUGGCGAGCAUGAGCUCCACGCUCGUCGAAACCGUCUCCAUCAACUACGAGGACUUUAACGAGAGCUUCCUCACAUGCGGCACCUGUUUAUGCACUUAUGAUGGUGGCGAGCACACACCCAAGCUCCUGCCGUGCUCCCAUACAGUCUGCCUCCACUGCCUCACACGAAUAGCUGCUUCACAAACCAGAGACGCGGGCAGUUUCCGAUGUCCCAUUUGUCGCGAGCUGAUUACAAUACCACGGGGCGGGGUGGCCGCACUCCCGCCCUCGUUUCUCGUCAAUCAACUCCUCGACUUGAUGGCCCGUCAACGUCGGGAAGUGAUACCGCAGUGUAGUUCGCAUCCAGGCAGAGAGUUGCUUUUCUGUGAGACCUGUGAUUGCGUAUUCUGUCGACAUUGCGCCGACGGGCCACACAGCGAUACCCCCUGCGACCAUACAGUUGUGCCAUUCUCCAUAGCGUUGAAAAGAAUGUCUGAAAUACUGCUAUAUAGGGCGAACGAAUGUCUCAGUAAACUCGGCUCCGCAAGAGAUGCAGUGGCCAGUGAACUGCGACGGCUCGAAGCGGCCGCGACUGCAGCGGACGAGGCAAUAGACCGGCACUUCGCGGAACUGAAGGCUGCUAUCGAUAAACGUCACAGUGAACUCAAGUCAGCCGCCGCAGCUGCAGCGACACAUAAACGAAAGUUGCUUGAAGAACAACUCAAGUUGAUCGAUGCGGAAAAAGCUAAGGUGGAAGCAGAAUGUUCAGGUCUCCAGCAGCAAGUAGAAGUUCGUGAGGUGAGCAGUCGUGCUGCGGCACUGGGUGCCAGGUUAGGGGACGCGGCAGCUCUGGCUGAACCACGAGAGAAUGCUUUCCUCGCUGUAGACUUCGCCCACAAUGACGCUCAGCAAAGAUUCUCCGAAGCUUUGGCAGAGUUAGGCAGGGUGCGCACUAGCACCACCUUCCCUGGACUUUGUACACUACAAUUAGAAUCGGCGUGUGUAUGUGGUUUGGAAGUGGUAGUGGUUCUGCGCACAGUUGAUUACCACGGCGAGGCGCGUUGCACCGGCGGGGACCCUGUCAGCGCCGCCGCGACCAUUGACGACGCACCCCUGCCCUGCACCGUCACUGAUCUUGACACCGGAUUGUAUAGAAUCACAAUGCGUCCUUGGACGGCGGGCGCGCUAUGCGUCCGCGUGCUAGUAUUUGCGCGCGGCGUGCGGGACUCUCCGCUUCGUGCGCAGGUGGCCCCCACCGCCGCCCCACUACUUGUCUGGGGCUCCAGGGGAACUGGGAAGGAACAGCUCAGCCAACCUGUUGCACUGGCUAGAUGUCCGAAACGGCGUGAGAUCUACGUACUAGACGCGGGUAACUCGAGAGUCAAGGUGCUGGAUGAUGAGACGUUCGCAUUCAAAACGCAUAUCGUUAAUGAAGGGUUAGCAGGUCGGAGUUGUACAGGGAUAGCGGUUACUGCUGAGGGGAUAGUGGCCGUCAACUGGCGAACACGAACUCUCACUGAGGUGAGUGGUGAGGGUGCGACCCUCCGUACGAUCAGGUCAGACAGGUUGCAGGAGCCAGUAUGCGUGGCUGCAGACCUGGCCUCGCGCCGCCUCGCUGUCGCAGACAACGGCGCGCGGGCUGUCUUCCUCUUUGAUAGCCAUGGAAAUAUUGAGAGAGAGGUGGGCAACGGAGAGUUGGGCUUAGUCGGCGGAAUCGCGCUGUCUGAAGACUUGCUGAUCAUAGCGGACGUCGCCAUCAGGGUCUAUGAUAUUGAAGGCAAUCUUAAGAAUGUUUUCGCACCGGUGCCAAAAGGUCGUGGUGGAUACGGCGGUAUAGCGCUAGCGACAUCUAGUGAGGGCGGGACGCGACACGUAGUAUGCGCCCGCGCAGUGCGAGGCCGGCCUGCACUAUUAGUAUUGGAGCCUGGCGCAGGAAAAGUGCUAGCUCUGUCAGAGCUGGCCGAUAAAAAGCCUCGCCGCGUGGCCGGACUUACGCUACUGCCUAAUCGAAGGGCCCUACUCGCCGACCUAGCUGCAGACUGCUUGAGGUUACAUACUUACUGGUGAAACCUGGGCGAAUCCUUAUGGGUGACGCGUAUCGAGAUGGGAGCGGGGCGGGCGCAGGAGCGCGACGUAAUCGAAUUUCAUGCUAGUCCAAUAUUAUAACGGAGAAUCGAACUGUUGGCCAUACACACGGACUGCGAGGGGGAGAUACUUGCACCAAAGUCUUUAGUCGGCCCGCGACGGCCACUGCGUUAUCAAUAACUAUAUUUUAGUACUUACAGUAUUUAUUUCGUAUUAAGUUGAUUAAGUUAUUUUCUAAAAACGUUUACUUUGUCGAUUAGUUCGACGCCUAUACGGAAUUUGACAAUAUUAUGACUGAUUUUGAUUUUUACGUGUAAUAUUUUCUCGAUUUACUUACUUUUCGCUGGUCUAAGAACGUCAAAUCGUGACUUUUUAUGAUAAAAUUAUUAUUAUUAUUAUUGAUUAGUAAUUAUAUUUGCAGUUAAGUGUAACUUGGUUGAUCUACUGUGCAAUCGGCGAUGUUUUUGAAUUAGUCUUUAAAUUCUUGUCAGUGAUAGUGAUCACUUUAUUUAUUUGUAUUGUAUGCAUCAAACUUGUUAGCGAUUCUAAAGUUCGCUUUAACUAGUCGUAAGACGAACGCAUUUAUUUUAAGACUAACAUUAGUUAGUAUUCUUUCUCUUGGAAAAAAGAAAUGAUCUUUAUGGUCACAUAAUAAUAUUGAAUACAGACAAUAUUUAUGAUAUAUUAUCUAUUUAGGAUGUUGCCUUUACUAAUGAUACGAAAUAGUGAAAAAUUAAAUUCAAAAUUGAUCAGUUUUCGCGGUACAUAUCCAGUAGCCUUGUUUGGUACGCUUAGUGAUAGUGCGUUGUUAUUAGUUGGACAAUGUCGUUUCGUUGGUUUGUCCAAACUACUUAGACAGUCAUUUAGCCUACUCUUUAAGUCUGCGACCAGAUAUUUCCCUAAACGACUGAAGUUUGAAUUAACAAUUUACUUGAAUCUUCACGGGAAGGUAUAUGCUAAAUUAUAUACUUCUGCUUACACCUCCAUGUUAUAAAAUGUCGACAAUAUCUGGCCGCACCCAGUUAAAUACCAUAGUACGCGUUAUAUAUAAAGUUCAUAAGUAAUAGCUACAUAUGUGAUCAUUUACAAAUAAGAAUCUUAAUGUUAAUAACUACGCAUUAUAAUGACCGUUUUACUAAAAAAAUAAUAUUGAUUAAUACACCCAAUGAUACUUAGCGAUAACACAAAUAGAUAUUAUACUUAAUUUCUUUAUUUAUUUUUAUAGUGAAACGGUUCAAGUUGAAAAUUACAAAUCAUAUCUGCCUAUUACGAAUAAGUUAGUUGUUUCUCAUUUUAAAUUUCUUGAGGUAUCGAUGCCAUAUUUUGAUUAAUUAUUAUACUUACUUAAUUAAAAAAUUAACGUGUGCUAUUUACAAAAUUAGUUGCGAACAAAUUAAUAAAUUAAUAGCAUAUUACAUUUCCUUGACGUUAAUAUUGAUUGCUCAAUAAAAGUAUGUAUGAAUGAUAAUAUCAUAUCAUACGAUCAAAGAAAAUUCUCUCAUAAAUCACUGAGUUGUUAAGACUGGGGUUGCAUCACGAUUGAUGUUUCAGAAGUCAUAACAAACCAAGAACGAAUUAUGAACGUUGAUCAGUAACAUUGGCGUCGGAAGAGAGGUACUGCCUUCAUAAUCGCGAACGAUCAAAGAACGAUUCAAAAAAAAUGUCCACUGAAAUCAAUCUUAACACAUUUUUUCUAAGGGCGAUGAUAACUUAAAUAAUGUUUUCUCAGGGAGUGCCAAACUCCUGGCUGGUCA
Molecule: messenger RNA, 3818 nt
Organism: Spodoptera exigua (beet armyworm)
Lineage: Eukaryota; Metazoa; Arthropoda; Insecta; Lepidoptera; Noctuidae
Source: the annotation of a GenBank genome assembly